This is a messenger RNA of Bacidia gigantensis, 915 nucleotides long. RefSeq lists its product as uncharacterized. The transcript has a single exon. The record is from RefSeq and is a predicted model, not a curated record. The coding region runs from base 1 to 915 and encodes 304 amino acids. NCBI's taxonomy places the organism in Eukaryota, Fungi, Ascomycota, Lecanoromycetes, Lecanorales, Ramalinaceae.
AUGGCCGUACCCAUCUUCUGCUGCGUUAGAGCAAGACCUCACACCGGGCACACACGCUCCGACCAGGACCAGAGAUUCGAACACUUCAUCAAGACCGCCUUUGACGUCAGAAUAUCUUCGCUUUUUCUUCCCCUCGCUCCUUUCAACUUCUCUUCCGAACACUAUGCUAUCUCGGUCAAGAGAUUCGUCAACUAUGGACCCGAGAAAUCACAUCGCUUCUUCGUACCUGAUAAUCUCGACAUUCAAGGUUUUCCCAAUAACGCUUUCUCCGCGGCUUGUUAUAGGGAAAUCUCAAGAGACAAUCUCAUGAAGACGAGCUUCAAGGAAGUGAAUAUUUUUCGACAUUUUGAGUGCCAGCGCUGUAACAGGUACUUUGAACUGAGUUUGUACGAGAGAGGCUGGGGUCAUUUACAUAUGCUUCAAACCGGCGAGCCCGACAUCAUACACAAUACGUCGGCGGCCACUGGCGCUUUCACGUCCACGGGAACUGCAGGAAACCUCUUUUCCCCCUUGCCACCACCCCAAAGUGCAACGGGAGGACUGGCUUAUCGAUUUACUGGAGGUACACGAAGUGCAGAGAGAUCACCAAUUUUCCAGAAUUCUGGUGUCAAUCAGACCGCAGCCCCUGGUCAGGCUCAAUGGGGUCUUUUUGCUUCUCCUGCUACGACACUGAGCAAUGUAACAGGCCCUGAUCAAUAUAGUCAGGUCCGAAGCGGGCCUGCUACAGAUAAACCCGACACAAACAGAGCCACAAAAGAAGCUGGAGAGAAUAGACAAGUCCCACCCACUACAGACGGCACCGACACAGAAGCACCUGAGGCAGAUAGUCAAACCCCAGCUACCGCCGACAACACCAGUACAGACAAACCUGGACCAGGCCCUUCCAAAGAAGAGGAAGAGAAGGAAAAGGCAUGA